This is a messenger RNA of Pimephales promelas (fathead minnow), 1985 nucleotides long. RefSeq names its product chromosome 10 C16orf46 homolog (gene c10h16orf46). The record is from RefSeq and is a predicted model, not a curated record. Lineage: Eukaryota; Metazoa; Chordata; Actinopteri; Cypriniformes; Leuciscidae.
ACCUUUCAGCCAAUCGUACUUAGCGAAGAAUGCUCGUUUCUAAUUAAUAUUCAUGAGCCCUGUCGUCACCAUAGUUGAAUUCUCGAAUUCUCUGCCUGUCUGACACACCCCCUCCGCAACACACUGUCCGUGCGUUCGAUCACGUCGUUAGAUACAACGCCGCAAUAGCGCUUCUGAGUAAAACAGACUUUGGUUUUUAUAAACGCUUGGAAAACAUUUAUAUACCUGUAUAUCUGCUCUCCGGUAUUCAUUCUGUAAAGCUAAAAGAGGGAUUCAUGUGAGAAACAAGAGCAUAUGCAUAUACAAUAAAAUAACAUUUUAAAUGCUUCAAACCUCAUAUUACAAAACAAUUUACCAAAACUAUAACACUAUAACUUUUUUAACCUCCCUCAGACCUGCUUCAGACGCAUAUCUUACAAGUGCCUACAUGCGCCUCGUCUUUUUUCCACUACGUCAUCCUCUCAGACGGUUGUCAUGACAACAGGAAUCCAAACAUCCGUUACUUCACACAAAAUACAGUUUUAUGCAUUCAAACUUUUUUAAGUGUCCACUAACAGUACAUUUAGGAUUUCAGAGUUGUAAAAACAACGUAAGUUGGAAUUAAAUUGUAGUUGUUGUUGAAGCUGUCCGGAAUGAACAUCACCGAAGCCUGUGCAUCAGACGAAACUGAUGCAGAGAAACAACAUGCGGCUAUUGACAGCGCUAAGGGGAACACAGAGUCUUCGUGCAGACAGUAUGUCAAUGAGUUGUUGGAUCUCAGUGAAGAGGAUUAUUGCAGGGAGCACAACAUGCAUUUGUUUCAGAGCCGCACUGGCUGGGAAGACGCGGUUGAAGGUUGGAGUAGAUUGCCCCCUUUUGCUGUAUUACUUCAACUGCAAAGGAAGGGGAAAAACAAGCAAGACAUCAUAGACUCUCACUGUCUCUUGUGUGCAGACCUUAAACUUUCUGAUCUUCCCAAUUAUUACCCUGCUGGAAAUGCUCUGAAAACUUUUAGAAAGACUGCCCCAACACUUCAGGAUCUUGCAGAGGAAACUCAAAAUACCGUUCAUCCCCCUACCUCCUCAGAUGAACUAUACUCUUUCAGCCUAUCUCUGCAAAAUAUGUCCGGGCCAUUCAUCAACAAAUUGCUUUCUGGAGAUGAACAGUGUAAACAAAACAAAUUACCAUCAGUCUUCCAUUACCAUCCCAAACCAUGUCACAUGCUAAAGGAAAAGAGAGUUGCUUUUAGCAUCAGAAGCGUUAAUGUGUUGCCACCUGUCCGAGAGUCGAGAAACCUAAGGAGCAACAGUGUUUUUAAAAGAGCGCAGUCAACAGACUGGUACCAAGCAGAAGUCACCAAGCCCAUGAUGCCCAGGUCCACUGAAGCCGUCACCGCUUCUGACACAGGAAAUGCCGUUGAGGUCCUCACAAACUUUAUCACAGGAGAGAACAGCUACAGGUUUAAGGGAUCUCCCAACACAAAACAUUGGCUAUCCCAGGACAGCACUCAAGAGCUACCAACUUUUAACAUCACUUUUCAAAAUAAGUAUGAAUUACCUUCCAGCACUGUGGGCCGAAACCUCAGGCAGGAAGAAUUGACAAGGCCUUCCACCAGAAACAACACCAGAUUGCAUUCUGGCCACAAAACAAGAGAUCUGAAAAGACCUGAAGCUCAUCGACUAAUGCUGAUUGGAACUACAGUUCGCAUGCCUGUGUGAAUAUUACUAAUGGAGUACAGAUAAAUAAGACUGUACUAUAUGUGUGCUAAAUGAAGAUGAUUAUGCAACAUAAAGAGAUUUCCAAGUAUGCUUAUUCUUUUUUUUUUUUUUUUUUGAGACUGCAGGAUACUUUUACUACAUUCAACUACAGAACCAUGCCAUUAAAAAAAAAAUUGAGAUUCUGAUCAGAGAAAAUUAUUAGAUUCUCUAACAGCUUAAUACGGGUGUGCAAACUAGUAAAGUCUCUUCUGUCCUUAUACAGCUGAAUAGUACUUUAUAUCCCGUGCC